Antechinus flavipes (yellow-footed antechinus) is the source of this 1114-nucleotide messenger RNA. RefSeq names its product LHFPL tetraspan subfamily member 7 (gene LHFPL7). Bases 94 to 690 code for a protein of 198 amino acids. Gene Ontology annotation, cellular component: membrane. The transcript is spliced from 3 exons. The record is from RefSeq and is a predicted model, not a curated record. Lineage: Eukaryota; Metazoa; Chordata; Mammalia; Dasyuromorphia; Dasyuridae.
CGUUGCCAAAAUAAAGGGGCCAAUUCGUUGUGGAAAAGUCCCCAGUGUGUCCCAGGGGCACAGCAAGUAUUGAGCCCCCUGCCUGGGACACCCAUGAGGGACAGGGGGGACAGUGUGGGCUCAGCCCUGGCUUUCUCCUUGCUUCUCAUCUCUGCCUCCAGCCUAGUCUCCCCUGCCUGGUUCCAAAGUGAUCUUUUCUCUUUUGGACUCUUUGCCGUGUGCACCUGGUCUGAGGGUAAUGAAUGGAACCAGACCUGUGUGGCUUACAGGACCCUGGAGGACAUGCCUGACCUGGCCUGGAAGUGCUCCGCAGCGCUGCUUCUCGGAGGCUGGGUCCUGCUGGCCUUGCGGGCCCUGCUCCUCCUCUCCUGGACCGUCCUCCCCGAGGACUUCUGCCCCGUGAAAGGGCGCAUCCCAACCCAGUACAUGCAAGCAGCUUCUGUCAUCACCAGUCUCCUGGGCCUGUUGCUUUUCCCAUUCAGUCUGGCCUCCGAGGUGGCUCGGGUCACCUGUGGCCCUUCCACUGUGUACAGCAGCGGUCGCUGCCACCUGGGCUGGGGCUAUAUCACCGCCAUCUUGGCUCUGGUCUUUACCAGUCUCCUGGCCAUCGUUGGGCGAUUCCAAGAAGACAAGACUCGGGAGAAGAAGAUUCUCUUCUCUAGCAUCAAGGAAAGGAUCAUCUUCGUUUGAGUCAAGAGAUAGAAAGUCAACUUCUUUGCCAGUGGCUACUUCCUGCUGCCACCUAGUGCCUUCUGUCCUUCCCUGCAAGAUGUCCCCAGCUGGAGAAGACCUCUGCCCAGGGAUGGGGGUUUGAGUGAAGAGUUUAAGAAGUAGCAGACCUGACCCUAGUUCACUGUGUGAUCGUGGGCAGGUCACCCGCCCGCUGCAUCUCAGUUUCCUUUCCUGCCAAAUAAUAAGUUUGGAUAAGCCUGAGGUUCUUAACCUGAGCUCCAUGAGGGAGUCCUCAGAUUUUUAGGGGGUCUGUGACCUUGGUUGGAAAAAUCUCCAUUAUUAUUUUCAUGCAUUUUUAAUUUAAAUUGACCAUUUUUAUUUUUAAAAUUCUGCCAAAAAGACCAUAGACUUCCCCAGACAGACUAUUCAAAGCAUCCAUGAU